AUGUUAUUGUAAUUUUUUCAUUUAUUUUCUAUUAAUAAAUUUAUUUUAACAAAUAAUAAAUAGUUAGUUAAUGGAUGGAUUUAAAAACAUUAUAAAAUAAACAUUAAGAGGAUUUUAAAAACAUUGAUAAAUAGAUAAAUUUUUAAGUUAAAAUUCCUUUAAAUUAAUUCUACUAAAUAUAAUUAAGAACAAGAAAAAGCUUUAUAUUACAUUCAACAUACAAACAAACAAACAAACAAAGAUAUUCUAUUUAAUUUUUAUUUAUAAAUUUACAUAAUAGAUGAAAAUAUUCAAAGAGAUGGAUAUUAAUUGAUAAUAAAUCCAAAAUAUCUUGGUGUGGUUAUAUUUAAUAAUCAUAAAGGAGAUUUUAAAUUUCUUAUUGUAUUAAUAACUUCUUUUCAAAUAUAGAAACCAUUAAUUAUUCAAUAAAAAACACUUUUACAUUUCAUAGCAACCAUUCAUAAUAUUUUAUUUUGCAAGGUAGAGAAGAGCAUGAGUGAUUGUAGUGUUAACUCUGAACCUGAACCUUCUCAUCCAGAUAUGUCUAUGAAUUAUGAAAGUAAUUUAGAUAAGUCAUAGAGAACUAAGAAUGAUAGUAAUACAAAUAGAAAUACUUCUAUUAGAAGAGAUCUAGAAAUAAAAGCUAGUGUUGAUAAUAAUCGUGACUUAAGAUUUAAUUAAGCUGACGAUCAAUGCUAUGAAGAAGAUAUAAAUUUGGAACAAAAUAAUUUAUAAAAAUAACAGGUUAAUAUGGUUAAACAAUAAUAAUAAAUAAACUCAGAUAGUUAAGCAAUUAAUGCUUUCAAAAGAAAAAAAAUAGAUGCAAGUCAGGUAGGAAAAAGCAAAGACUUUGUAAAUGAAAAUUUUAGAUAAAGCAAUGAUGGACUUAAAGAAAUUCAAUCAUAAAAUUAAGCUCAUAACCUAAAAUUAGAAUUCAUAUAAAUAGAUAAUGAUGUAUUAAACAUCGAAGAUCCAAAUGAAUUUUUUUAGGAAAACGGUAUCAAAAAGAAAGCAAUAGGCAAAAGUAUUAGCUAAAGAAAAAAUGGCAGUAUAAACUCUUAAAAUAGCAUAAUUUCUCCUUAAAGUGCUACGACAAAUCAGAUAAACUUCUAAGUUUAGCCACCUUCUUACUAUUUCGGAGAUAUAAAAAAAGAUACUCUUAAAUAGAAGUAAUAACUUUAACAAUAAUAAAUUAACUAAGUUUAACAGCAUCAGCAACAGUCAAAUUAGUUACAAUAAGUACUUCAAUAGCAAUAAGGGUAGAAUUAAAAUUAGCAAGAAGAAAUAAGGCAUAAAUUUAGAAUCACCAAUACAUCUGAAAGAGCAAGUUCAAAUAUUAAAGAAAGAAUUCAUACACAUUCAAAUUAAAAUAAUAUUACCAAUUAAAGCUAAAAUGAAAAUAAUGCAAAUGAAAAUUAAGAAGAAGAUAUUGAAAAUUUUAACACAAACAACAUUGAUUAUUCUGUCUUAUCAGCCUAUGUAAAUAGCAACAAUUAAUUUAGCGAACAUGAUCAUCUCAAUAAGUUGUACGAUAAAGAUACUAGUCCUUUCAAAAAAUAAUCUUACACUACUAAAUUAGCUUAGUAGUUCGAUGUUAAGAAUAAUCCGUAUGCAAUAAGACCGUAUUCUAUGGAUAAAGGGUCAUAGAAAAGAGUUAAGAAUAUAUUAAAUAAUAGCAUGAAUAGUAAGAUAGGGUAAAAUCCUAUUUAAAAUCAAAUAUAAAACAAUCAAAAUGAUGAUGCAGUAUAAGAAAAGUAGAAAAAGACAGAAAAUUCUUAGAAUCCGAGUGUGAUUAUCAUAAAUUAAAUCUAAGGAUCAGAAAAUUCUAAUUAAAAGAAUUUUUCUAACACAGCUAAUAAUAUUUAUAAAUAGACUUUAAGUUAAUUGGAGAAUUUAAAAGCCAUAGAUCCUUAAUUGUAAUAGCAAUAAAGUCCAAUUGAAAAAUAUGUAAAUGUAAUAAAAUCUUAAAUGAAUAACUAAAAUACAGAAACUAAAGCAAGUAAUUUAACAAAGUCUCCUAUUAUUAACAAAUAAAAUCUUCAGUAAACUACUUAAUUUGUGGAAUUUCAAAAGACUUUUUAGAGUGGUAAUAAAAAGAGUGUACCUGAUGUGCUAAAUAAUACUUCAAAUAUUCAAAAUAAAUAAAAUGUAAUGAAUAUGCAAAGGAGAGUUUCAUAGCCUCAUUAAAGAUCAAUAACUUAAGAUAAAUACGAUGAGAUUAUAAAAAGUGUGCUACAUCCUGAAAAAAAAAAUACAUAGGCUAAGGCUCCUGAAUUCAGGACAAAUGCUAUUUCUGAAUUAAAAAAAUAGCUAAAUUAAAUGAGUGGCGAACUUGAAUUUGAAAGAUUGAAAAACUAAGAACUAUAUAAUAAACUGCAAUCAUUUAGGUAAAAGUGUUUAGGCAAAAUAGAUCGAUAAACCAAACUUUUGGCUAAAAAUGAAUUCGAGGCUGAGAUAUUGCAUGUAGAGCAAAAAGUUAAGGCACUUAAAAAGAAAAUUAAAUAAAAGGAUGAAGAAUUAGUUCUGUUGAAAGACGAAUCAGAAAAAUAACAUGCUAUCUUGUAAGAUUAUGAAAAACUAAAGUUUGAAGUUUCGUAAUACAAAGAAAAUGUAGAAAAUCUAAUGAUUAAACUAGAUACCAAAGAGAAAUCAAUCUAAGAACUUCAUAGAGCUCACAAUAAUGCAAAUGCAGAUAUUGAGAGGUUGUUUUAAGAGACUUCAAGCCUAAAAUAAAAAGUAGAUGAAAAAUAAGGUGAAAUUGAUUAGCUAGAAGGAUCAUUAAAAGUGGCUAAUAUUAAGGCAUAAGAAGCUAAUAAGCUAAGAUAAGAUAUUGAAGUUUAUAAAAUUAGCUAAAUGCAGAGUAAUUAAAUGAGAUUAGAUGCUGAAAAGAAGAAAAAAGAGUAUGAAUAAAAACUAUCAGAGUUUAACAAGGUAAAAGAAGAAAAUAUUAGCUUAAAGUUAGAGAUGGAGCAUCAGUGCUCACAACUUAAAGAUUAGCUUUAAAAAAGUAAUUUUGAGUGGAAACAGCUUCAAUUGACAGCUUAGAAGCUGAGUAAAGAAAAAGAACAGUUUAACUAAAUUUUAAAAGAAGAAUAACAAAAAAGGGAUUAGUUAAGAAGUGAAGUACAAAGACUGCAAUCAGAAUUAAAUUAAAUAAAUAAUUAAAACAAAGAAGAUCUAAUUAUUUAACAAAAUAACAAACUUAAAACUGAAAAUACAAAUUUAAGACAAGAAAACCUAGCUUUGAAAGGAGAAGUUGUAAAAUGGUAGAAUAAAAAGUAAGAAACUGACAAUGAAAGUCAGAACUUAAAGAAACAAGUACAUGAAUUUAAAUUGUAAAUUGAUGAUUUAAACAGUAAGAUAAAAGAGUAUAACUAAUCAACGAUGAGAGUGCAGGAUGCCGACAAAUUGAAAAAUGAGUUUAUUAUACUUUAACGAGAAAAAGACAAUAUGUAAUAAUUUUACGAAUAGCAAAUCAAAGACCUAAAAUUACAACUCAAUAAUGAAAUUAGAUAAACAUAAAUUUAUAGCAUUAAAUUAGAAAAUUUAGUCAAAGAUUCAAAGCUGUAAAAUUUUACAAAUACAACUCCUAUUUUAGUAAAUAGGCGAGACUAAGUUGAUAUUAGUGGAAAUACAUCACCAGUUCGCUCAAAUACUAAAAAACAUCAAACAAAUAAUAACAACGAUUUUAAUUAGUAAGAACAUGUCAGCCUUUCUUAAAAAUAUUCUACUAAAAAUAGUCUAUAUAUAGAAAAAAAGCUCAGUGAUUGUGAUUGA
Molecule: messenger RNA, 3777 nt
Organism: Tetrahymena thermophila SB210
Lineage: Eukaryota; Ciliophora; Oligohymenophorea; Hymenostomatida; Tetrahymenidae
Exons: 10
Source: RefSeq, a predicted model, not a curated record